Paramuricea clavata is the source of this 10204-nucleotide messenger RNA. Lineage: Eukaryota; Metazoa; Cnidaria; Anthozoa; Malacalcyonacea; Plexauridae. The record is from the annotation of a GenBank genome assembly.
AUGUCAUGGAAAGCCAUGACAGUGACAUAUAAACUGCUUAGGGAGGGACACCCCAAGGUACGUUAUAGUAACACUGCAUGUCUCUUUCACCUCUUUGACUACUUCACCUCAGAGAGAACAGUUUAGAACAGUUGAUAGAACUAUUGCCGCACGCAGGCUAAUAUACUGUAAAUAAAGUUUGUUUAGUUUAGGUUCCCUCCUGUAGUAACACUGGAUCAAUAAGAGAUGAUCCUUACUGGACCUCUAGGGAGAACAGUUUAUAACUGAUAGAGCUAUCCAGUAUAAAUAAAGUUAGUUUAGUUUAGGUUUCCUCCUGUUACUAGUAACACUGGAUCAAUAAGAGAUGAUCCUUACUGGACCUCUAGGGAGAACAGUUUAGAACUGAUAGAGUUAUCCAGUAUAAAUGAAGUUAGUUUAGUUUAGGUUCCCUCCUGUAGUAACACUGGAUCAAUAAGAGAUGAUCCUUACUGGACCUAGUAGGGAGAACAGUUUAGAACUGAUAGAGCUAUCCAGUAUAAAUAAAGUUAGUUUAGGUUUCCUCCUGUUACUAGUAACACUGGAUCAAUAAGAGAUGAUCCUUACUGGACCUCUAGGGAGAACAGUUUAGAACUGAUAGAGCUAUCCAGUAUAAAUAAAGUUAGUUUAGUUUAGAUUUCCUCCUGUUACUAGUAACACAGGAUCAAUAAGAGAUGAUCCUUACCUGUACUGGGCCUCUAGGGAGAACAGUUUAGAACUGAUAGAAAAGGUUUCCUCCUGUUACUAGUAACACUGGAUCAAUAAGAGAUGAUCCUUACUGGACCUCUAGGGAGAACAGUUUAGAACUGAUCUAGAGCUGUACAUUAAUAAAUAAAAUUAGUUUAGUUUAGGUUCCCUCCUGUAGUAACACAAGGUGUACAAUUAAUUAAUCAUCAACUUUUUUUAAUUGUCUAGGUUUUAAAAGAGUCUGCAGCUCAGAAGGUGACAUUUGCAGAUCUAAGUAAUUAUUGGGUAAGUACAGCACAUUUGAGGAAAAACUGGCUUUGUAAACCCACUGAGUUGCAGUGUGCCCCAAUGUGCCUCACAUUAUUAUUUUACUCUGUCUAAUGCCAGACAAUUUUACUUGUCAAGGUGAGAGUGCUGGCGGGCACUUGGCUAAUCAGACUAUCCGUCCAAUUGUGUCUAUAUAUUAUUGGUGCUCCAAUGUGCCCUACUUUAUUAUUUUACAGUACUAUGUCUGGGAAAGUGCUGGCACUCGAUGGGUUAAGCUGCAAUGUACCCAAUGUUAUUGUUUCAUUCUGUCUAUAAUUCCAGAUGAUUUUACUCCUCAAAGCUGAUGUCAUAUCAUAAAUUUACAUUUGGUCAAUUUCACUUUAGAAACAUUCACCAGAAGGAAGUUAUGGCAAACUUUCUCACUUGUAUAUAAUAGUAAUAAUGAAGAAAUUAGAUUUUCAUGCUAAGGUAACAAAUGUUGAAAUUGGAUAAUGUGAAUUACUUAUAAUAUUAUAGUGUUAAUCUCUAUUGUAAUGCACUGCAUACUAAUUAUUGUGUUGGAAUAAUUUUUUCUAUGUUUUAGUAUGAAUAUAUUCCUGGAACAAUCCAGCCAAAUAAAUCCGAGGCUAUAAAAUAUCCAACUAGGGAUCCUAAUUAUUUGUAAGUGUUACCCUUUCUUUCCAAGAAAGCUUUUUCUAUCCCGAGUAAAAAGUUUGCUGAGAAUAAUAAUUUAACAGUGAUUUAAUGUUGAAUACAAAACUUUUGAACAGCCAUUCAGCAAUUAAUUUGGUCGGAAUUAGAUGCCUUUUUAUAAUUUGUUUCUUUUUAUUUUAGUUUUGAAUUAGCAAUAGAUAUAUUUGAUCAAUUGGAUGCUUGCUUAGAUUUAUUUGAUGCAGGUCAGCAAUGAUUUUGCUCCAUUAUUUUAAAUUUAAAUUUAGUGGCUGUUAUGAUCAUAGUAGCAUUUUUGCUGGAAAUUGAAACAUUAUUUCAUUCAUGUACAAUUUUAUUUAAUAUGUUUUAGUGUCCAAAAGCCUUAAUCCGUAUAAAUCAAAUUCCCAAAUUCAAGCUGUGCAGUGCAGAAUAUGUCCUUUCCCUAUGUUAAUACAGGUACUAUAAACUUGAACAUGAUUUAAGCCAGUUACAGAUGAGGAAUGUUUCUAUCACAAGUUUUCAUCUGACAUAUUUAUUUACUGGACUGCAUGCAUGUGUAUGCAUUUACUUUGCCAAUUUUCAUAAGUCAGACAUUCCAACUCUCCCGAUUUUACCGUGAGUCUCCAAAAAUUCAUACAAUCUCCUGGUCUCCCGAUUUCUAUCAAAUUCUCCCGAUUUUUCAGAAUAUUCAGGAAAUAUCGUAAAAAAAUCAUAAACUGUCUUUAGCAACAUAAUAGUCUGUUUUGACCUUUUUAUGAAGUUACUUUAUGGCAAUUUACAGGAUCACUUCUAACAACAUCUUCCCAAAAUGCAGCAAACGCCAUUUCAGAAGACUUAAUUUUUAAAAUUUUUUCACAGAAGAACAAGAUUUCAACUCACUGAACAGUCUCCCUAAAUUUUACCUCGAGUUGUUGGAAUGUCUGAUAAGUACACUUGUCCAAAAGCUAGUAUGCUAGUUUUUGAAUGAGUGCACUUGACAUAGAAAAAAUUGGCAAAGUACAAAUUUUGUUCGUCUGUAUGGGUCAACAAAGAAAAUUUGGCAAAGUAAUUAAUGAAUACUUGCAUGCGGUUGGUCCGCUAUCUAUUGAAUGUAAUAGCCAAUAAUAACAUGGAAAAUUUGUUGUAUUGACAAAUAAACUUGCCAUAAAUCAUAACUGAAAACUUGUCAUAUAAACUUGCUCAUCUGUAACUGGCUUUAGUGUAACCACAGAAUAGAAAAUAGUCUAUUUUCUAUUCUGUGGUGUAACUCUUUCCAUAUCCAGCCAUUCCGAAGUUGAUGAGUGGACUGGGGACGAGUGUUAAAAAGUGCCCAAAUUAAGAAAUGAAGCAAAUCACUAAAAAGACCACCUCAAAAUUAGUAAGUAUACAAAGUUUGAAGACGUUUACAUGAAUACCCUUUGAAUCAUAAGCUUUCCGGCGAAAAUUGUGAAAUUGUGUCCCAAAAACAAAAAUUACAAUACAUUUCAUAGUAAAUAUCACGAUUUUCGAAAGCUUAUUAUUCGAAGGAUAUUCAUGUAAACGUCUUCAAACUUUGUAUACUUACUAAUUUUGAGGUGGUCGUUUUAGUGAUUUGGUCCAUUUCUUAAUUUGGGCACUUUUUAACACUCGUCCCCAGUCCACUCAUCAACUACAGUAACGUAAUACUGUGCGAGUAUAUAUAUAAUAUUUAUUAUGACGCAGAUCUCUUUCCUAUUUUUUCAGGAAUGCAGUGCUUUUUAUAAUUUAUCAGUUGAAAUUAUGUACAGACUACACAGAAGUAAGUGGCGAUAGGAAUGGAUUCAAUAAAUUAAAACAGAAAUUUGGUUGAAAAUGUAUAGAAAUAGAAUACAGUACACUGUGUGCAAACCUAUUGCAAAUUGGUAAAGUAGCCAGCAGGUGGCAAAUCAAAUAGCAAGCUUGUCUACAAGUUGUAACAAUGGUGUUAUUUUAUCAAGUUGCUACAAGGUUGUCACCCACAACUUGUUGACAAAUUGUUGAAUUUCAGGACGAUAAAGAGUUGUUAGAACAACUUGUAACAAGUCUGUUGUGCCAUAGGCAUCCCAAAACGGCGUGUAGAAUGCACCAAAUGCUUCCAAAUGUCAAUUUAUAUUAAGCUCGCCCCAUUCCUCUGUAGCUUAAUAUAAAUUGACAUUUGGAAGCAUUUGGUACAUUCUACACGCCGUUUUGGGAUGCCUAUGGUUGUGCUCAACAACCUUGUAGCAAGUUGGCUACAAGCCGUUGACAAAUUGUCAACAAGCUGGGAACAAGCAGUGCGAACACAUCGUUUUUACGUGUGUACACAAGUUCAAGUUAAUGGCGAGUUUGAGUUUGCCUCGAGUUGAUGUCAGCUUUAAGUUUAACCUCAAGUUUAAAGCCUUAUUAUUUACUUUCCUCUGAAUUUAUUCCUGCAGAUGUUUCUUAUUAGCCACUAGACCAGAAGUGUCACUCAGACGAUAUCACAGAGUAGAGACAUACAGAGACGUAACUGACCGUCAUAAACACUGCGGAAGAUUACGUUUUCAUGUACCCACUUUUUUUUCAGGCGACCGGGCAAAAAAUGAUCAACUGCGCGUGCUCAGCAAGUUUAAAAAUGAGUCGUCAUCAGGUCGUCAUGCCGAGCAUGCGCACAAAAAAAGUGGGUACACUAGUUACAACUCUGUAUGUCUCUACUCUGUGACGAUAUUUCGUCCCGAAAUUUUACGUGCUGACGUGAAAAUACGCCAUCAUAUGACGCCAUUCUGGAGUGCACACGGAAGUUUUUCAUGGGUACAAACAUAGGUACAAAGUGCCGUGUGCACUCCAAGAUGGCGUCAUAGCACGUAAAAAAUUUCGGACGUUUUUCCCAAGCCAAAACAUAUAGGAGUGACACUUCUGGUCUAGUAUCUAUUCUGUGACUGGGUUUAGUCCCUUGUUUUGACGAACAAAAAAUAAACAAUAUGCCGAAUAUGGCAUCUAGGAAGUUUUCCUACAUUCCUAAAGUUAUUUGUUCUGCCUGAAACGCAGCAAUUAUAAUAAGGCAUCUUUUAAUAUAUAUUUAGCUCGCUCACUAUAACUUGUUGUCCCUCCAAACGUCCCUCCAAACAUCAACUAGACCCAGUCCUCUGCUCGAUUGGGAAAUGGCUAAUUGAAUACAUUUAUUUUUAGAACUAACACAUGACAUGCUAACUGGUCAUCGUAACAGAUUCUAUCCAAUGUUCCGAAGGCUACAGAAAUUCUUCUUCGAUGCUGGAGCUUUGAGUUAUGUGAUGGCAUUAAUUAGUGUGCCCAAACUACCUCACGUAUGUAUGGUAGUAAAUAACUUGCUUUUACCUGACAAAUAAGUAUAUUAAUACCAGAUAACUCUAUCAGUUAUAUAAUGUUCUCCUUAGAGGCCUAGUAAGGAUCAUCCCUUAUUGAUCCAGCAUUACAGGAGGAAACCUAGACUAAACUAACUUUAUUUUAUAUACUUGAUAGCUCUAUCAGUUUUAAACUGUUCUCCCUAGAGGACCAGUAAGAGUCAUCCCUUAUUAUAUUCAUUGUAAUGUUUGUAAUUUAAUGUUUGUAAUUUAUAAAGUUUUUAAUGUAAUAUUCUCUACGCCCCUUUUGGAAUCAGCUUGUGCUGUAGGGGUUAGCAUAGUCAACCUACCCUAGAGGACCAGUAAGUGUCAUCUCUUAUUGAUCCAGUGUUACUACAGGAGCAAACCUAAAUUAAACUAACUUUAUUUAUAUUGGAUAGCUGUAUCAGUUCUAAACUGUUCUUCCUAGAAGUCCAGUAAGAGCCAUCCCUUAUUGACCCAUUGUUACUACAGGAGGAAACCUAAACUAAACUAACUUUUUUAUACUGCAUAUAGGCUGUGUUCACGUCUAAAUAGGCAAUUCCAGCUUUUAGUUUAUGCCUGCAGGGGAUGAUGGGAAGAAAGGCAUCAUUCUACCUUGAGGUCCAGUAAGGAUCAUCUCUUAUUGAUCUAGUGUAACUACAGGAGGAAACCUAAACUAAACUAACUUUAUAUAUACUGGAUAGCUCUAUCAGUUCUAAACUGUUCUACCUUGAGGUGCAGUAAGGAUCAUCUCUUAUUGAUCCAGUGUUACUACAGGAAGAAACCUAAACUAAACUAACUUUAUUUAUACUGGAUAGCUCUAUCAGUUCUAAACUAUUCUACCUUGAGGUCCAGUAAGGAUCAUCUCUUAUUGAUCUAGUGUAACUACAGGAGGAAACCUAAACUAAACUAACUUUAUAUAUACUGGAUAGCUCUAUCAGUUCUAAACUGUUCUACCUUGAGGUGCAGUAAGGAUCAUCUCUUAUUGAUCCAGUGUUACUACAGGAAGAAACCUAAACUAAACUAACUUUAUUUAUACUGGAUAGCUCUAUCAGUUCUAAACUAUUCUACCUUGAGGUCCAGUAAGGAUCAUCUCUUAUUGAUCCAGUGUUACUACAGGAGGAAACGUGCAAGUACCUGAGAAUACCUGUGGUGUUUAGUGGAGUCAAACUGGCAGCACUCUUCUCACAUGCAAGUGAGGGGAAUAUACAAUUACUUUAUGGUUUCCGUGUUUGGAUGGCCUGAUCCAAACACGCGGGAAUGUUGCGAGGGUUAAGAAAAGCGAGCGAAAUCACGAGCCGAAGGCGAGUGAUUUUGCCCGCUUUUCUUAACUCAAGCAACAUUCCCAAGUGUUUGGAUCAUUCCAUCCAAACACGGAAACCAUAAAGUAAUUGUUUUAUAAAAUAACAACAACACGAUAGCCUUCCGUGUUUGGAUGGCCUGAUCCAAACACGGGUUUCGACCAAUCAGAAUACGCGUUAUGUACAUGUUAUUUUAUAAAUGAUAAUGAGACAACGGCUUAUUUCAUGAAACGAACCCUGAUCUGAAAGACGCAUGCACAACUAACCCCUGUGACAACAACGCUAAAACAGUUUGAGAACACGCAGAGGUAAAUGAUUGCACUGAAAACUCAUUUCUUUACAGGAACCUCCAACAUUUGUUGGUGCAGAGCCAAAACCUGUUGAAGCUCCAAAACCUGUUAAACGUGUCGAAGAGGAGCCUCCACCCCGACCAGUGAGUAUUGCGACUCUAUAUAGAGGGCCUUAAUGGGGGUCUUUGGGUGUCAGUUGUCAGCUAAAAUUUAAGCCAGUAGUCAGUUGUCAGUGCGAUAUAUUGCAAGCUGUCAGUAGUCAGUUACUGCAAAAUGCUGACUCAUCAUUUUUUCAUCAUUUCUCGGUUGUCAGUUAGGAUAUUUUGUCAGUUGUCAGUCAAAAACUCAGGCAAAUGUCAGUAGUCAGUUAACCCCAUUGAGACCCUCUGUAUAGCCUGGAGAGCAGGGGCGGGUGGUUCAAAGGUGGUUAACCCUCGGUGGUAAUUUAACCUGCUGUUUUAGUUGAUAAUAAAAACUGAUGUUUAUUGAAACUCCCUUGCAGUAUUUACACUGAAUUAAAAUUACUAAAUCUAUUUUUACAAAAAUGAAAAUUAUUUAAAAAUAUUUAAAAGUAAAAUAUUGUUCUGAUCUUAAAGUUCUGCAUUUGAUUGUGUUUUCAAACAAAACAGUAUUGUUUUGCCCACUUCGUAGGCUAUACCUGCAUUCGCUCAUCUUAGGUUUUGGGAGCAUAAUUUGUGCAGGGGAUGAUCGUCCUUCUUCAUUUGCAAUAAUCAUAAUUUUUUACAUAACUGUUCACAUUUCCAAUGUUGGUACAGUAUGUAUUUCUGCACGUCUGUUUAUUCAAAAAAAUCUGAGAAAAAAACUGCUAGUGAUCCAGGCAAGAUUUCUGAAGAAAUAUUUCUAAAUUUAUAAACAAGCUGUUGGAAAGUUUGCUUUGAAUUUUAGGUUUACCUAGGGUUAAGCUUUGCAGCAGGCAAUGCAUUUCUCUGACCACACAAAAAUCUAUGUAGUUGAUGAAUAAUGUGAUCUCAAUAAAUCGUGUUUCUUCGUUUGUACUUGAGGUAAAGCAAACCGAUCUACUUGGCAUGAACAGCGCCCCUCACGAAGAUCAAAGGUGAACGGAAGUGAAACUCUGAACCUUUCUAAAUAAUAGCGUUGUGGUGAUUAACCAUUGAAUUGCAUGGUUCUAUUAUUUAGGGAUAAAUUGAUUGAACAACUGACAGCACAAAUUAAACGUCUGGAGGAAAUGCUCUUUAACGAGGAACGAAAGGUAAAAUUGUUAAAAUAUUUUUCAACCCGGGAGUGUAGAAGACGGGGAGCCAUGGUCAUGGAGCAACACUACCUGUAGAGUCUAAGGUGCUAACUCCAAAUUCAAAAUCCGCACUAAAAACAUCAACACUUACGCCCGUAUUCUAAAAGCCCGUAUUCUUACGCCCGUAUUCUUACGCCCGUAUUCUUUUUCUUCAAACAGCUCGUCUCACACCCGUUCAAGUUCGGACAACUUGCUUCGUGUCAAUCAUUGCAGGACUUCUCUCUUUAGGAACUCUUUUUUCAACCGAAUUGUCUUUCUCUGGAAUAAUCUCUCUCCCACCAUUCGUAAUAGUUCAUCCGUUUCCUCCUUUAAAAACAGACUAACUGUUCAUUACUCUUCUCUACUUCAUUCAUCUUUCGAUGUAAACAGAAUGCGCACUUGGAAAACCUUCUGUUCUAAGUGCCGCUCUUUCAACUUAAGCUGUUGUUCGUAAUUCGUCAUGUUUCCUGUAAAUUUUAUAUUUGUUAUCGUCUUUGAUUUAUGUUUGUUAUAGUUUGUUUUCAUUAAGGUUGGUCUUCAUAUGGGGCUAUUCAUGUCCUGUUGACCAUACCUUCAACCAUAUUAUGUAGUUUUUUAGUCUAUUUUAUGUAUGGUUGUAAAGUUAAUAAAUAAAUAAAUAAAUAAAUAAAUAAAAGCUCACUCACACUCAAUGAGUGGAGGUUCAAUCUGAGCUUCUAUUGAGUGUCGAUGCUGUUUUUGAAUAGCUGCAGGGUAGUCACAUAGUAAGGUAAGACAUUAACCCUUCAGCUAUUCAAAAAUAACAUUGACACUCGUGCAAUUGAAGCUCAAAUUGAACCUCCACUCAUUGAGUGUGAGUGAGCUUUUAGAAUACGGGCGUUAGUUGAAUUAACAAUUCUGAAAUGACAAGCCAACUUCAAAAUCAUGCGGAAACAGUGGAGCUAUCUGAACAUGGAGUUUCUGGCUGAAAACUCAAAACUUCCUUCGCCAACUCCGCAUAAAAAAUUCUGCAGGCAUGCUGCAACCGUAAUCAUGUUAGAUCAAUAGACUUACAAAGAAUAUACAUUAUAAUUUCUUUCUGCCAUUAUGCUUAUCGUCAAUAUUUUUAAUUGUUUUUUCCUUCUAGUCAAAAGAAAUGGAAGAUGCGUUACGCUUACGAAUAUCAGAGGUAUGGGGGUGUUCAAAAUUUAUCCUGAUAAAUUAAGAUUAUAGAUCGUUCGGUUUUUAUCAAUUUUCUUUUGUAUAAGACGAAUGUCUUAUAUUCCGCUUCUUUUUUGCCUUCAGCUUAGGGCAGAGCUGCUGGAGCUACGUGAAACUGCCGAUCAAAUGGCAAAAGAAAAUAAUGACUUACAAUCAAGACUCCAGGAAGAAAUGAAAUGUACGUGUCGUAGUAACUAAACUAAACUAACUUUAUUUAUACUGGAUAGCUCUAUUACUGUAUUAGUUCUAAACUGUUCUUCCUAGAGGUCCAGUAAGGAUCGUCUCUUAUUGAUCCAGUAUUACUAAGAGGAAACCUAAACUAAACUAACUUCGUUUAUACUGGAUAGCUCUAUCAGUUCUAAACUGUUCUUCCUAGGGAUCCAGUAAGGAUCAUCUCUUAUUGACCCAGUGUUACUGCAGGAGGAAACCUAAACUAAACUAACUUUUUUAUACUGGAUAGCUCUAUCAGUUCUAAAUUGUUCUUCCUAGAGGUCCAAUAAGAGUCAUCCCUUAUUGAUCCAGUGUUACUACAGGAGGAAACCUAAAUUAAACUAACUUUAUUUAUACUGGAUAGUUGUAUCAGUUCUAAACUGUUCUUCCUAGAAAUCCAGUAAGAGCCAUCUCUUAUUGACCCAUUGUUACUACAGGAGGAAACCUAAACUAAACUAACUUUUUUAUACUGGAUAUAGGCUGUAUUCAUAUCUAGUAUAGGCAAUUCCAGCUUUUAGUUUAUGCGUGCAGGGGAUGAUGGGAAGUAAGGUAUCAUAUUGCCAAUUAUGCUGGAAAAUAUCAAUAAAAACUGCCGAAACAACCGAAAUAUUUCAAUAUUUACAAGUAUAAGCUAUCAUUCCGUGCUUACACGGCCACCAUUUUUAUUUUUUUCAGCAUAAUCAGCAAUGUGGUACCUUACUUCCCAUCGUCCCCUGCACGCAUAAACUAAAAGCUGGAAUUGCCUAUAGGCUUCUAAAUAGGCCUUCACACUGGGUAGGCUGUAUCCUUCUCCUGUGACGUUUGGUGGAGUCAGACUGGAAGCACUCUUCUCACAUGUGCCUGAGAUGAAAUGAUAAUCAGACAACUGUAUAUUACAGGAAUCAAACCUCGGUCACAGAGCUGAAAGACACACGCCCUAACCACUGUUCUGUCAACAAUCCUGAAAAUAAUAAUGUUUUCUAUAACUUAUCUUCUAUUAUAGUGGCAGAGCAAGGCAAGCCGGCUGAGGAGAAAUUUAAUAAAAUAAAACAGAUGUACAGCAAACUACGAACAGAACACGUUCAACUUUUAAGGACG